Triticum turgidum subsp. durum (durum wheat) is the source of this 501-nucleotide messenger RNA. Lineage: Eukaryota; Viridiplantae; Streptophyta; Magnoliopsida; Poales; Poaceae. The record is from the annotation of a GenBank genome assembly.
AUGCCGAGGACGAGGAGGCUGCGCGGCGGGUUCCGGCUCGGCCGCAAGCUGCUGACCGUGUGGCGGUGGGCGCUCUGCGGCCGGAGCCGGCGCCGGGGGGGCGGCUACCUCCGCCUCGACACGCCGUGCCCGAAGGAGGGCCGGGAGGCCAAGAAGCUGGCGCCCGUGCUGCGGUGGGGGCGGUCGCUGGCGCGGCUCCUCAGCCUCGGCCGGACGGACCGCGGCCGGCGAACGCUCGGCGGCGGCGGCGGCGAGGCGGUGAAGACCCCCAAGGGGCAGGUGGCGGUGUACGUCGGCGGCGGCGGGCCCGGGGAGCCGCUCCGGUACGUGGUGCCCGUGGUGUACUUCAACCACCCCAUGUUCGGGGAGCUGCUGCGGGAGGCCGAGGAGGCGUUCGGCUUCCAGCACCCCGGCGGCAUCACCAUCCCCUGCGCCGCCGCCAAGUUCGAGCGCGCCGCCGCCGUGGCCGCCGCCGGGAAGAAGGGGUUCGCCAGGUGGUAG